AGCUCUGCGGCUGCAUUUCACAGGAAACCAAACCUAAACGGACCUAGGAGGAGGGUUCUGCUAAAGGACACUGCUGAACAUUGAGAAUAUUUCAACCCCCUGCCUCCUGGAUUACCUGCUCCUGGAGUUCUCCGUGAUGCCCUCACGGACCCCUCAUGCAAGGGACAUCUCAGCACAAGGCUUUUGGCACUCCCGACACUGUUCAGGCUGAGUUGAAGAUCCCUCUCCUUUGCCGGGUGCCAAGAAAGAUGAACAGACCGGGCAAUAGAAAAAUAGUCAAAGAAGGAUCCAGUGAUUUGAAAUUCCAGAACUUCGCUCUGCCGAAAAAUAGGUCAUGGCCCAGAAACAACAGUGCCACAGGACAGUACCAGACUAUUAAUGAGCCUCUUCUUGAUGGUGAAAGGAAUUCCAUAGCAGUUCUGGAUGCAGCAAAAGGCCACACAGAUGAUGACUAUGAAGACCCUGAGCUUCGCAUGGCAGAAGACCGGCAAUCAGUGAAAAUCUUACCAGCCAGGCCUAUUAAGGAAUCUGAAUAUGCAGAUACACGCUAUUUCAAGGGUAUGAUGGACACACCCCUGUCCUUAGAUUCCAAGACCUCUCUCCCCACAGAGAGGCAAACCUGGAUGAAGCUGGAAGAAGUGGAAAAACCCAUUUCCAAUGAUAUCAGAAACCAACAUGUUAAAGGAGACAAACCCACAAAGGGAAACAAGACUCCUUUACCACCUCCUCGGCCGCCCGUCAAGCUUCCGAAGAAGUACCAGCCCCUCCCCCCGGAGCCGCCGAGCAGCAGGCCGCCGUUCCCCCAGAGGCACACCUUCCCCGAAGCCCAGAGAGGGGCCAGACAGAUAAGCUUAAAGAACUUAAGUGAGGUCCUUGGAACAGAGAAAGUUCCUUAUCACCAGAUGAAGCCUGAAGCACCUCAUCUGCCACAAAACCAAAGUCCUCAAGAGAUUCCUUUUGCAGUUACCAGCUCUUCAUUCAUGACACGCAACCCGACCGUGCAAAACCGAGAUCAUAAAGAAAGCAUGCCAUCCUACGCUCCUCAGAGAUGUCAGUCUCCAGCCGGCUCUGGCCCUCAGGAAAAUCCACUACUUCAUAAAAUCACGAGCAGGAGGAAACCUUUCCCCACAAGGUCUGAUGGCAAGGAUGUCCAGCACAAUGAAUGGUACAUUGGAGAAUACAGUCGCCAGGCAGUGGAAGAGGCGUUAAUGAAGGAGAACAAGGAUGGCACCUUCUUGGUCCGAGAUUGCUCUGCAAAAUCCAGGGCGGAGCCCUACGUGCUGGCGGUGUUUUAUGGGAACAAAGUCUAUAAUGUGAAAAUCCGCUUCCUGGAGAGGAAUCAGCAGUUUGCCCUGGGGACAGGACUCAGAGGAGAUGAGAAGUUUGACUCGGUGGAAGCCAUCAUUGAACACUACAAGUAUUUUCCUAUUAUACUCAUUGACGGGAAAGAUAAAACUGGGACCCACAGAGAGCAGUGUUACCUGACUCAGGCCCUCCCCGUCAACAGACACUUCUCACCUAGGUAGCCUGGUCAUUGUUUCAUCUUCAGAUCCGUGGAUCCAGUGCCUCUAUCAUUUUUCCCUUUGUUUCAAAAAAGAUUAUUUUCUGUGGCUUCAAGGAAUGACUCCUUUGAUUUUGCAGAAAAGAAAAACAUUCUGCAAUGGAAACUGGAAAAUCAACAUGGUUUUGAAAGCUCAUACCACAGAAGAAAUAAGUAUAAGAUGCAAAAAUUUUAAAAAAACUGGUUUUUAAAAAAUAUCUUCCAAAGAACUACAAACAAGCUCAUUAUGCUCAUGUUACAGAUGAGCAGCCACAGUUUGAAGAAGCUAUCGCUUCAGGGUUUGCAACUGGUACUUGAUAAGUCUGGGUGAGAGUCCCCAAAUCUAUGAUCCUUCUAGUACCUGGUGCUGUCCUCUUGAUUUCAAAACUGUUUGGACUUGUGAAUUCAGAAUGUCUUUAUGACUCCUUAUGCUAAAGAUGUAGGUGAAUGUUAGCUCUCCUUUGUCUGUAAUUCUAGAAAUUUAAUUAUAGGGAAGGAUGUGAUAUGGAAAAACAGAUCACUUAUGAACACCACUUGAAGGACAGAAAUCAGAAAUGUUUUAAUAUGGUGUGAAAUGGCUUCCCGCAUAGCACGACAGAUAAAGAAUCCUCCUGCAGUGCAGGAGACAUGGGUUCAAUCCCUGGGUCAGGAAGAUCCCCUGGAGGAGGAAAGUGGCAACCCGCUCCAGUGUUCUUGCUUUGAGAAUUCCAUAAACAUAGGAACCUGGUAGGCUACAGUCCGUGGGGUCGCAAAGAGUUGGACACAGCUGAGUGACUGACUCAUAUGUGUAUGAAACAACCACAGUACCAUUACCAGCCUACUCUCUUUAGAGUAGCUUUAAGCCCAAUGGAAUUAACAAAUUCAUAGUAAGGGAGUAAGGGGAAGUCUGAGGGAAAGUAGAAUUUUUAUAAUUCCAAUUGCAGACUUCCAUUCAAAGGGAAAGAACUAUUCUCAAAUUAAUGCCAGUGUCUUACAGGAACUUUGUACGUAUCAUGAUAUAAUCCCCUCUGAGUACUAAAGGAUAUGGCAACCCACUCCAGUAUCCUUGCCUGGAGAAUCCCAGGGACAGGGGAGCCUGGUGGGCUGCCGUCUAUGGGGUUGCACAGAGUCGGACACGACUGAAGCGACUUAGCAGUAGCAGCAGCAAUACUAAAAGGAUUACAUUUCAUUCCUGUUUCAUAACACAGAUGAAGAAAUGGGCUCAAAGACGUCAUUGAUGUUACUCAAUAUAAGAGAGCCCAGAUUUUUAUUAUCGUUGUGCCUAGUUUCACCCAAGCAUAUCUCCCCAGGUACAUUCUCUGCCCUAGGCAAUUUUAUAAUCAGAGACAGGGACAAUUUGAAAAUGCAGAUUUACUCAUGUUAAAAUAUAUAAAUCAACUUUUGUAGCAGUGUAAAGUUUAUUUAAAAAAAGAAAAAAGUGGUGAUUGAAAUUAAUAGAACACCAUGAACUUCAAAUGUUUUCAAAGCCUACAUGUGAAAUACAUGGAAUAUUUAUGUAACUGCAGUUUAGCUUUAAUGCAGAAGUAAAGCCAGAAAGAAUGAGAAGGCAAGAGAUAUCAAAGGAAACAAUACAAGUGAUAUUUCCCGGGCAGCAUGGAAACAGACUCUGCAGAGAGGACACAGGCUUGGGGGCAGAAAUAAUCUUACCCUCACCCUGAAAAGCUAUUAAAAGAUUCCAGAUAACUGAUUCACUUCUUACUGGGGCCACGCCAUUCCAUGCUGUGUUCUCAAAAAAUGUUUCGGAGUCUCCUCAAGCAUUGUUGUUAAAGUCCAAGAACAUCAGAUGGUUGUUGCUAUUGUAUAGGCUUAUGUUUUUAAAAAUUGUUUAUUAUUUUUUAUUCAUAAAUGUAUGUGAUAAAGCUAAAAGGAAAAAGAAGAACCAUCUUAAAAUGCUCACAAUGCUUAUACAUAUGAAAAUUUCUGGAAAGAAAUAACUUUCUUAAUAGUGACAGAGGUUGCUUCAAGGGAGUGGGGUGGGGGGACCAUGCUAGUUGAGUCUUCCAGAACUCAGAGGCCAAGAUAGGAGUUAGAUGUGCAAACAUUAAUUGGAGAUAAUGACUAAGAUUGAGAGAAGGAACAGGGGUAGGUGGGAGAGACUUCAGGCUAUGAUGGAAGUCUGACACCUGUGAGAGGAUGAGGGAAGGAGAGAGGAAUGGGCAGAAAAAGCAUCAGAUUGAGAUGCAACUCUGGGAGGGGCUUGGUCAGCCCGUUGGCAAGAUCAGAGCAAAGACUGCCCACAGAGGACAGAGCCUGUGUUGUGCAGAAAUGGCCAUGUCUUAGUCAACACCAUGCUAAGUCAUGGGCAGAGGCUACCCAGGAAAACACGACCUUCACAUGCCCUGGGAGACCCAGAAGGUGCUAUCACUAGAGGCCAACAAAUAACUUUUUGAUCAGCAAGUUCUUUCAAGAGCAAUUCAAGGGGCUCACCUCCAUGCCUGCCACAGUGACAUUCUGAUGUUCAGUGUUGAUUGUAAUAAGGACAUUUUGCUUGUAAUAGAUUACUUAAGAAUAAGAAUAUAUAAAUGUCAAAGGUACUUUAUUCUUACAAUGGUUUGCAAAGAAGGUAAGGGCAGGUAUUCUUAUCCAUUUUAUAAUUAAGGAAACUAUGUCUCCUCGGCCAAAAUCUUAGAAUGACCUACUUGUGGCUAGAACCAAGUUCUUCAUACACAGUUUUCCUAUUCAGUGUCUAGAUAUUUGUUGGAUCAAUUGAAACUUCAAUGAUUUGGGCUUGGCAUGCCCAAAUUUCAAAGAGUUUUAAUCCCUUUUCAAUCAUUUUUUCAGUUGUUUAGUGUCACCUGAAAACUAACUUCAGUACAGCAGUAGAACUUUAGCUUUAUCUGAUCUUAGCAUCUAUUCAUUCAAGAUAUUUCUUUUUGAGUAAAUAAUUUCCAUUCUGGAUCAAUUUAUAUCUUCCUCAUAUUUAAUAAUAUCUUGUUAAAAGCACUUGUUUGUGUAUUGCAUGUAUAUUUGUUACUAGGCAUUCUUGUAGAUGUUGGAAUAACAGCAGUGAAUUAAGUGGGAGAAACAGACAAUAAAUAAGUAUACAAUGAAUAAGACAACCUUAAGUUAGUUUCCCAUUACUUUGAUGUGUUUUCUUGACACUUUUCACUAAGUGUUUGUGAGUGAGGCCGAUAUUAGAUAUUUUGAUGAAACUCAUUGACUUGGAUUUAAAAAGUAUUGAACCAGAAAUUUUUAAAAUUUCCCAGAGUUACAUGGAAAACUGCCCCUCUUGGUAUGUAAGUGUGAGUAACCUUGUAACCAUGUCAUAGAUUAACUCUUCUCCUCAAAUUAUGAUAAAGGAAUGAAAUUUUAACCCACUGUCAAAUUUAGUUCAUUGCUGGGUAUGUGUGUGUACACAUACAUUUUUUAUAAGAUAGUCUAUAAAAUAAAUGAUUGGCACAAUAUUUCUGUAUAGACUUGUCUAUCUUGAGUAAUAUUUGUUCUAGCCAAGCAUAUUUUCAGGGGUUUUUUUUUGCACAUUACAACUGGACUAAUUUAAAUGAAAGCAAAUAUGUAAUUAAACGUCAUGACUGUAACUGGGUAUGAAGUUCAAAAUAUAGUUUAAUUUUGUUUGAUUCAUGUUCUAUUAUCUCUCAAAGCCCUUUUGAAAUCGUAUUUAUAGUUAAUUUAUGAGAAAUUUUCUAGAACAAUUUUUGGCAUGCUAGAUUUGAGAGAUAAAGGUCAAAAAGACCUAAUCUCUGUGCUAGAGGGCUAAAAGCCUGGCAGGCAAGAUACACACGUAGUUAAAAUCAUGCAGUGCAGAAUAAUAGAUUUGGUCAUUGUCUCCCUUGAACCACCAUUGCACUGGUAAGCCUGGGUAUAAUCAAGGAAAACUGCCCAGGGGAGAUGUCCAAGCAGAGAGUUAAAAAAUGAUGGCCUAAACUGCAAGUUUUAGAAUUACAAAAACCUCAUCAGUUGAUUUUUGAGUAUUCUUGUCUUUGCUGUUUGUUGUUGUGCAGUCGCUCAGUCAUGUUGGACUCUUUGAGACCACAUGGACUGCAGCAUGCAAAGCUUCCUUGUCCUUCACCAUCUCCAGGAGUUUGCUCAAAUUCACGUCCAUCAGGUAGAUGAUGCCAUCCAACCACCUCAUCUUCCACCACCCACUUCUCCUCCUGCCCUCAAUCUU
Molecule: messenger RNA, 5666 nt
Organism: Dama dama (fallow deer)
Lineage: Eukaryota; Metazoa; Chordata; Mammalia; Artiodactyla; Cervidae
Gene: CLNK
Product: cytokine dependent hematopoietic cell linker
Exons: 19
Coding region: 156-1526 (456 amino acids)
Biological process (GO): cell surface receptor protein tyrosine kinase signaling pathway; intracellular signal transduction
Source: RefSeq, a predicted model, not a curated record